ACCUUCUUUAUAUGUCCAAAGCACAAACCAGCUGGAUAACCUCACUAUUCCAUCCUCCAUCCUCCACUUCAUGCAGAAAGCUUCGUUUCUGCUGAACAUGGAAGCUUCCUGCUUUAUUGUUCUCGUUUUCGUGCUGAGCUUCUACUGUAGUUCUGGUCAAGGUGGUAAACAAACAUACGUUAUCCAUGUCGAGCGACCCGAGGGCAGGAUACUGGCGCAGUCUGAAGAUUUAGAGAGCUGGUACCGUUCGUUCUUAUCACCAACCAUUAUGAGCUCUGACGAGGAACAACCGCGACUGCUUUAUUCGUAUCGGAAUGUAAUGAGUGGUUUUGCCGCAAGACUCACUCACGAGGAGCUGAGAGCCGUGCAACAGAAAAACGGUUUUAUUUCUGCUCAUCCUGAAAGAAUACUACACCGCCAAACCACACACACACCCGAGUUUUUGGGGUUGCGGCAGCACACAGGAUUAUGGAAGAAAUCGAACUUUGGAAGGGGAAUCAUUAUCGGAAUGAUAGACUCCGGCGCCGUGAUUGAUCACCCUUCGUUUAGCGAUGUAGGAAUUCCACCCCCACCUCGUAAAUGGAAAGGCAGAUGCGUGGUGAUGAAUGCGUCGGCAUGCAACAAGAAGAUAAUCGGAGCGAGGUCGUUCAACAGUGCGGCUAAGGCUAGGGGGCAGAAAGUAGACUCGCCGUUUGAUGAUGAUGGACAUGGAACUCACACAGCAAGCACAGCAGCUGGUGCCUUCGUGGACGACGCCCAAGUGCUCGGAAAUGCCAGAGGCGCAGCAUCAGGAACGGCGCCUUAUGCUCACUUGGCCAUUUACAAAGUAUGUGUCUUCGACGAUUGUCCUGAGAGUGAUAUACUCGCUGGGUUGGAAGCAGCCGUGGAGGACGGCGUCGAUGUAAUAUCAAUCUCUCUCGGUUCAGACGAGCCAACACCGUUCUUUAACGACACCAUUUCGAUUGGCUCGUUUGCAGCGAUUCAGAAGGGAAUAUUUGUAAGCAGUUCGGCCGGAAACUAUGGCCCUACCAGUGGCUCUAUACUUAAUGGAGCACCGUGGCUUCUCACAGUGGGAGCAAGCACUAUCGACAGAACCAUUGCAGCCACUGCAAAGCUUGGAAACGGGGAAGAAUUUAUCGGCCAAUCUGUUUUCCAGCCUCAUGACUUCCCUUCGACGUUGAUGCCACUGGUAUAUGCCGGAAAGAAUGGCCAACAAGAUUCUGCGUUUUGUGCAAACGGGUCCUUGAACGGCGAUGAUUUCAGAGGCAAGGUUGUUUUGUGUGAGAGAGGAGGGGGUAUUGCGAGAAUUGACAAAGGGAAAGAAGUGAAAAGAGCCGGUGGUGCUGCCAUGAUCUUCAUGAAUGAUGAAGCUAAUGGCUUCAGUACCUCAGCUGAUGUUCAUGUUCUACCCGCAACGCAUGUGAGCUACGAUGCUGGGCUGAAGAUAAAAGCCUAUAUAAAUUCUACAGCAACACCAACAGCAACCAUCUUGUUUAAAGGGACUAUCAUAGGAAAUCCCCUUGCUCCUGUCGUCGAAUCCUUCUCUUCACGAGGUCCUAACUUGGUGAGUCCUGGUAUUUUGAAACCAGACAUCAUCGGACCUGGUGUGAACAUCCUGGCUGCCUGGCCAUUCCCACUCAACAAUAUCACAUCUUCAGAACCCAAUUUCAACAUUAUGUCUGGCACAUCUAUGUCGUGCCCUCAUCUGAGUGGGAUUGUAGCUUUGCUCAAAAGCUCUCAUCCUCAUUGGUCGCCAGCUGCUAUAAAAUCUGCUAUCAUGACUACUGCGAACACUCUACAUUUAGGAGGCAAGCUCAUUCUUGAUGAAAAACUUGAGCCUGCAGAUCUCUUCGCCACAGGCUCUGGCCAUGUGAAUCCAUCAAGAGCAGAUGAUCCGGGUUUAGUCUAUGAUAUCGAACCCGAUCAUUAUAUUCUUUAUCUGUGUGGUUUAGGGUACAGUGAUAAGGAAGUUGGGGUCAUUGCUCGCAGAACAAUUAGGUGCUCUGAAACAUGGAGCAUUCCCGAAGGACAGCUCAAUUACCCCUCGUUUUCUGCUGUGCUUGGUUCCUCCCAGACAUUCACAAGAACUGUCACAAAUGUCGGGGAAGGUUAUUCAUCGUAUGUUGUCGUGGUUACAGCACCGGAAGGGGUUGACGUGAAGGUCCAGCCAAAUAAGCUUUAUUUUUCGAAGGUGAACCAGAAACAGACAUAUUCGGUCACUUUCAGCCGAAUUGGAUCGGGUAAUAAAACAAGGGAAUAUGCUCAAGGGUAUCUUCGAUGGGUCUCUGCCAAGCACAAUGUUAGGAGUCCCAUCUCAAUCAAGUUUGAGUAAGAAAUAUGAAGGUCGGUAGCGGCAUCUUGGAACACCAUUGUCAUCAUUUAAAAGUUGUCCUACAACACAUGAACUAUGAAGAACUGCUUUCUUGUGGUCCU
Messenger RNA from Prosopis cineraria, 2433 nucleotides. Its product is annotated as subtilisin-like protease 4. The transcript has a single exon. Gene Ontology annotation, molecular function: serine-type endopeptidase activity. The coding region runs from base 71 to 2332 and encodes 753 amino acids. NCBI's taxonomy places the organism in Eukaryota, Viridiplantae, Streptophyta, Magnoliopsida, Fabales, Fabaceae. Gene Ontology annotation, biological process: proteolysis. The record is from RefSeq and is a predicted model, not a curated record.